CCGCAGGUCGUCUCGUUGUCUGCCUGCUGCCACCUCGACAUGCAGGCCGGCCAAUCAUGAAGGCCCUUGGCAGCCUCAUUGUGGGCACUUACACGUCGCUCUGCACGUCGCUCUCUCAGUGCCUCCCAAGCAACCACCAACCCCAGGACCAGCGUCUGCCUCGAGAGUCUGAGAAGGGCUUUGGCAUCAUAGACGAACAACCAGGGCGGGUGCUGCCAUUGGCCGCCAGGGCCAACGCUAGCAGGACCAGAGCUGCCAAUAAGAAAGAUCGAGCUCCAAAACGUCGAAAGCCCUCGACAAACAGCAUCUUCUCCACACGGCAGCGCCUCCUCUCUAAUGCAUCUUCAACGACACGGCGCCGGCCGCAAAUCUCUGCUCCCACAAAUUUUCAACAUGUCUACUCGGGCUCCUUUCACUUUCCCGAGCCCACGGUAGCACCAAUAAAGUCGAGACGACGGUCCUUCCGCCCGCUCGAACUCAGCAUAUAUCUCAAGGACAAUCGUUUAUCCCCCCUCCUCCCUCCCUUUGAAGGGCCCGAGCCCCCCGUUACGCCACCACACAGAAUGAUACCACAGCCAGAUGCAGAUACCAGCGACUCACUACAGAGCUUGGCUCGGUCACGCAGUUAUUCAUCAACCUCGUUCCAUGUCCCACGGCGUGCCAUCUCUGGCGGGUCUGUAUUCGAGUCGCCUCGCUCAGAGCACUCACAGCCCCACUCAACCUCGUCUCCCCCCGGAGUAACAAGGAAGAGGGCCUACACAUCACCAGAAGCCCCGCCGGCCAUGAUGGAAGAUCUGGUCGAACGGGUAGCACAGGCCAUGCUCGAGAGGGAUGAACUGCAGCAUAAGAUCAACGACGUGAUCGAGAGGCAGAGUUUGUACACCAUCAGCCGGCCGGCAACCCCGCAUGACAUGCAAGAUAUGGAGCCUAUGCCCGAGGUUCCUGCGCUACCUCCAAAUGCGCCGUCGUUCAGCGAGCGACUGCAUUUUGACCGAACGCCAACAACUCCUGUACCACCAACUCCUCUGGGCGCCCGUCCCUCCAGCUCUCCUCAAAGGCUGGAAACCAUCCCACCCCCACCCCCUUUACCACUACGCCUCCGACCCCCCUUGAGAAAGAAGAAGUCAUUCUCUCGAGUGUCAAACUGGCUUGUCUUUUACAACAGCGAGUCCAAAGAGCGGCAGCUCAGCCUUGACAGUGUCACAAAUUUCCCGAAACCCAUCACGGACAACGAUGGCUUCUAUGAGGUCGCCCAGCCGCCAGCCCGCCCAAGCCGCCGUUCGAGCUUUGACAGUGUUUCCUCUGCCUCAGACUGGUCUGUGGAAGAGGAACAAACGGUGCCGACCAGUUGGUCCCCGGCAAGCGAUAUGACCAUCAAGGCCGUCGCUCCUAUGCAAACUGGCGUGGGCUUUGCGCCCAGCUCAGGAUCACACAGCCUGCGCCCAAGUCGAGCUUUCGUUUUUCCGAGCGUGCCGAGACAGACUUUGAGGCGGCAGGCGCGGGAUUCAGCAAUGAAUGUGCCUCACACAGUGGGCGUUGCUGUUUAGAAAACGACGUUUGUCUUGACUCCUGAGAGUCGUGGUGCAAACAAAAUUUCUUUGCCCUCUGCCCUCUGCCUCUACCAUUCCUUUCUUCUUUCAAAAUACCCCGGGCAUUUUGUUCUUCAUUUUCUGAUCAGUUGAUUCUGCAUCGUCAUUUGCAUAUCUGGUUCUGAGAUACCUCACUCGAUGCAAUAGUCAUCGAGUUGCAAUUCACCCUCGUCAUUUCACAUCAUUAUAUUCUUC
This is a messenger RNA of Microdochium trichocladiopsis, 1784 nucleotides long. RefSeq lists its product as uncharacterized. The transcript has 3 exons. The coding region runs from base 57 to 1547 and encodes 496 amino acids. Lineage: Eukaryota; Fungi; Ascomycota; Sordariomycetes; Xylariales; Microdochiaceae. The record is from RefSeq and is a predicted model, not a curated record.